AGAAUCAACAAUGUGAACCUGAGUCUAUGUCUGCGUCUGCGCCAAUUCUCUAUCCUUACUGUGUCGAACAGUACCUGGUAGUCCUUGAUCUGCUAGCACGCAUCCACCGGGACUGCACCCAAGGCAGGAACGUUCCUUUCAAUUGACUGACCGCCAGUGCACACACAUCAACCAGAUCAUCCUUCAUUGGGCAAAAAUCCAUUAUCGUAGUACAAUACUCCCCCUCCACCUUACCACUCCAUCAUGGCCGCUCCCAACCUCCCAACCCGAACGAAGACAAUGUCCGACUCCGACGACGAGGCCAUGCCCGACGGCGAUCCCUCGAGCACAGCUGGACUUUUGGCCGAGCGUCUGCAAGCGUGGAAACACAUGUGCAAAUAUCUCGAAGCAUACAUCACUGCUGUUGCAAAGGACCAAAAUACUAGGGCAAAAGAUCAGGAGAAGAUCUUAAAGACAAUCUCGAGUCCACUUCAAGAAGCGCAUCAUUUCGAUUCCGCCCUCGGUGGUAUCUCAGGCUUGUUCGAGAACCUCCGCGCCAACACUCAAGCUCAAUCCAAUCUAUAUACAGAGACAAGCAAGAGCCUGACUGGUUCUGUCCUUCCAAUCCUCGAGCGUUUGCAUCAAGAGAUCAAGAACAAGGCCAAAGAGCUUCAGCACGGAGCGGGCAAAGGUUCGAAAGCAGUGGAUGCCGCACGAGUGGCUUCACAGAAACAUAUCGACGUGCUAGCACAGCAAGCUUCUCAUUUCGACUCUAGCGGGGGCAAUACCAGCAGGAUUCCCGCAAACCAUGAUCCCUAUGUCCUUAGACGGCAAAUCAUGAAUCGUCUCAACAAGCAACUGCUGGAGGAAAACAACAACCGUCAAGAUUUGAUUGCUGUUCAAAACUCAUUCAAGCAAUUCGAGGCUCACGUCCUCACCACGGUGCAGUCAGCUCUGAACGCCUACAAUCAGUUCAUGGGUACUCAAGCAGAUCGCCAAAAGGCCAUGAUUGGUGAUAUUGCUGCGACUGCCAGCAACAUUCCCCUGGACUUUGAGUGGAGUGGCUUUGUGAAACGCAAUCAGCAUGUCCUUGUCAAUCCAAACGCUCCUCCUAGGACAAUGUCGGGCGCCUCGUUUCCGAAUGAGAAUCACCGUUCAACCAAGCCUUUGAUCGAAGGAUCUCUCGAACGUAAACCCCGCGGUGGUAUGGGCUCGAUUCGAGGAUACAGCACUGGAUAUUAUGCCGUCACACCAGCAGGGUUCCUGCACGAGUACAAGGACAACGAGAAUUUUCACAAGGAUCCGGUCCCGGAGAUCUCUCUAUUCCUACCAGAUUGCGUGAUUGGAGCUGUAGAUGGUCAGAAGUUCACCAUCAAGGGUAAAGACUCAUCGGGAAGCAAGAUUGGGCAGAAAAUGGCCUUGAGCCACGAUUUCCAAUUCAAAGCACAUACCAAUUCUGAUGCCCAGCAAUGGCACACCAUCAUUGCGAGCUUUGCCAACUCAGGAGGCAGCGUGCCGACAAGUCCCGGCGAGACCCAGAAGAUAUUCCCGCUCAACACUGCCGUGACCGAUCAGCAAACGCAGGGCGUGGCAAGUGGACCGACAAGUGCAACAUCGCCGCAGAGUGCAAAGACCCAAAGUGCUACGACCCCGGCAUCUGGGGCAUCUGGAGCAUUCUAUGGUUCGCCUGCAUCCCACAACUUGGAGGAACGCAAAUAUGUUGAAACACAGGCGGACAAACCGCUGUCUCAUGAGGGACUGGAACGCCAAGCAGGUCAUUAUCCUGGCAAGGCUUAGGAUGCGCUUGAGACAUAUGGUCUGGAAUGGCGAUAACUGUGCGGUCCACGCGGGUUUCUUUUCCACUUCUAAUGACGACAAAUCGAUACCCUUCACGAUAGCUUGCACUUCUACUCGUAGUCAUUUUCACUCGAUUCAACCCAUUCACCUUCCUGCGCCAGUUCUCACAUCUCAUUUGGAAUAAAGCAGUGGCCCUUAGCAGCCCGGGGGAGGAGGUGUGAUUGUUUGUGGGCCGAAGCUGCUGAGAGGUACAAGAUUGCCUGUAGUAUUCGCACUCAAGAGAUGCCAUUCCUAAC
This is a messenger RNA of Exophiala xenobiotica, 2072 nucleotides long. RefSeq lists its product as uncharacterized. The record is from RefSeq and is a predicted model, not a curated record. Bases 244 to 1776 code for a protein of 510 amino acids. The transcript is spliced from 2 exons. Lineage: Eukaryota; Fungi; Ascomycota; Eurotiomycetes; Chaetothyriales; Herpotrichiellaceae.